CAUUGCGGGUUAUCCCGCAAUUCUUUAGGUAAUUUAAUGUGUACUGGCUUUGCGCAAUGGGUGACAUUGGUGUGAAUUGCUUUGCCAUAGAGAGUGCCGCGCGUGAUCUAGAUCUUCUGGACGAUUCCAUAUGCGACUUCAUAGUUGCUGUGGGCGGUUCAAUUGAGGGUCAGAAUGGCUUCCAUCAACAGCAGUUGCAGGUAAAUCCUGCCUUUGUUGGCUUCAAGGACAAGGCUGGCUUGCAUCGGUUACGGGUAUUCCGCAACGUCUUGAAAGGUUUGGAUUUGCACGUAUCUGGUUUUAUGCAAGUGCUGCACUUGCAUAUUCGACGUGGCGCCGCUUGGUUGAAGCGUUGCCCUGAAUAUCUUGAUUCCGAUGUAAAUGGUCAUGCUAUAAAUCGUACAAGCGGCGAUGCUUCCAACAGGGAAGCCGCCGCUUGUAUCGUGACGUCGCUGAAUUCCGUUAGUGGUUUAUCUCGUGAAUCACUGGUGGAUAUGGUUGAAGGCCGUGACGUACAAGUGGAGCCGGGUAUACUUGACAAGAUUACUAAUGAAGCCCGCGCGGUGUCAUCGGAUGUCGAUAUAUUUUGCCGGUAUUACAUGGACCCCGUGAUGGAUCUGUAUGAAAAUGUGCUUAUGCGUGUAUGCCGUGUGGAUAUCUACGAUUGCAUAAGGUUGCGUUGUUAUUUCAUUAACCUGGAUAAUAUCCUGUCUAUGAACGACAUUCGCUACGUCCGUAUUCGGAAUAGCCUAUAUGCAAUCAUGCUGAGGUUAACCCGGUUUGCCCUUCGUAAUGCAUGGUGGAUACGUACCAAUGGCGUGGAGAAGAAGGUGCCAUUUCUAUGUGAAGAUAUAGAUGAUAGAUGUGGAGUGUUGAAACUGGGUGACCUCAGGAACGCCCUGAAUGCCGUAAGUAUAGUAUCGGGGCAACACGGCACUUUAGACACCCGAAUAUUUAGGGAUCUGGCACGCGUACUUGAUCUGAAACAUGACGAGAGUGUGUUAUGGUCCCAGCUCAUGGGCAGUCUUGAGGAUGACGAGGUGCGUGACGUUGACUACGUGAUGUUUAAGAAGGUGGUGGACAUGGCCAAGGAGAGCUGGGUGGACGUGAUGAUGGCUUCACUGGUGACUAUAGCCAAUGUCCUUCUAUUCGAGACGUUUUCACGGUACAUUGACUCCCAGGGCCCACCUCACGGUACUGUGGAUGCCUUCGAGCGCCUUGAGAUGCUAUCCGGUAUGGUGGAGCUGCUUCACGAGGUGGAUUUCGGCUAUACUGCAUGGGUGGUUGACAUUCUAGGCUCAAGGGCAGACUCAUCGUUGGUCACGGCAUUCCGUGUCCAUGGCGACCUUUUACUGAAGGGUGACGGCGGUUCCAAUAAGGAACGUUUAAAGCGCUUGCAAUGGGGAGAUGGCGUUCUGGUAUAUAUCGCUACUCUGCAACGCAUAAAGCAUGUUUUUCGUAAAACUGUUUUGGCGUUAGUCAACCGCAUUGUGGAGCCCGCUCUGGAUAUAAUUGAAGAUCGCAAACCAGGUCAACUCUGGUGGGAGCUGCUGUAUUCCGAUGACAAGCUGCUUAUAGGCCCCAAGGGUGAGUUGAGCAAUGUAAUUCGUGGUUGCACAAGGGUUGUGCGCGAUGCCAUUUGCGUAGAGCUUUUUUCCAGGGUUAUAAGUGCUUUCGGGGCUAAGGUAACGCGUGGUGGCUACAGUGCCGAGAGGAUAAUAUUCAACUCAAUGGCCAUUUGGGACAGUUUCUGCAAUAUCAACCUGGGCCCUGCUGAUACCCAGAGUAGCUACCACAUUGGGCUCCUUUUCGAUUGCCUGGAGCGGAUUAAGAUGGGAUAUGAAUUUGACCAGGACGACCCCAGUGGGUGCUCCAAUGACUUUUGGGCCAACGUGCUAUCAACUAGCGACAAGCAGGUAGCACCCAAGUCACACUUGGACCUGUUGGACUACGUAGUCCACGAACUGGAUAAUAGAUGCACACCUAUGAACUAUACGUGGAUUGCAGGUGACCUCCGGCAUCGUUUGGCGCUAUUCGGUGGCAUGGUGCUGCUGUUCAACGAUGAGUCAUCGCUGCAGCCUGUUGGUAUGCUAGAUAUGUUGGAUGUAAUUGCUGUGUACGCCAUUGAGCACGAGCGGAGAUCUAACAUGAACAUGUCUGAGAGCGAUGCUGAACUUUACAGCUGUGGUACCACUGAUUCCGAAUCUCCGCGCGAGUUGUCCGGUAGGUACAUCAUUGAAAACUCACUUUUACUUUGGGGUUGGGGCUUAAGGGUCCGUUUUGGUGGGAGGACCUCGGUAGAGUCGCGAAGUAUAUUUAGGUCUGGGCGCAGCGUAUUCAAAUGCGUUGACUUUGAGUUCCUGGCUCCCGAGCACCGUGAGCGUUGGCUUCGGUCGCUCAAGUCGUAUACUUCCUCCAGGCAGAACCAUAUGAAAGCUACUUGGUGGCCUGAACGCGCUUUAUUCCUGGAAGUCAGGGAGUGAUUGCAUAUAGUACUUUGUCUAAUGUACUGUUUUGUAUAGCUGGAACUUGU
Molecule: messenger RNA, 2533 nt
Organism: Babesia bovis T2Bo
Lineage: Eukaryota; Apicomplexa; Aconoidasida; Piroplasmida; Babesiidae
Exons: 1
Coding region: 57-2483 (808 amino acids)
Source: RefSeq, a predicted model, not a curated record